Messenger RNA from Callorhinus ursinus (northern fur seal), 1251 nucleotides. NCBI's taxonomy places the organism in Eukaryota, Metazoa, Chordata, Mammalia, Carnivora, Otariidae. The record is from RefSeq and is a predicted model, not a curated record.
AGAUGGCAUAGGCUUGCAGGCCCCUUGCGAGCCAGGGUCAUUCAAGGACUGCAGUGAGAGUUAGGAAAGCCAGGCAAACCUGAGCAAGGAGGAGAAAAUGUUCUCUUCCCCUUAUCUCAUGUUGCAAGUUCUGAAUGCCUGGAUCUGCAAGAAGUGGCUCUUGCCUAGAUUAGAGGCGUCCCUCCUUAGGACAAGAACAUGCUGUCUCCAGAGGAAGGGUGGCUGAGAGAAUUCUUUAAUGUAUCUUUCUUCAAGGAUGUUAGUUUAAUCCCAUUAUGUGUGAAAGUACAUAUUGUUAUGCUUACCUGAUUGCUGCAAGUAUAUAGCUAUGUGGAAAAUAAACGACAGCAUGCAGUUGCAAGUGCUGCCUUUGCUCUGCAUCCCCUGUGUCCCGGUGAUUUCGCAGCCCUUACCCAGGGACCCCAACGCACUAGACGUUGACAAUUGGCGCCCGAACAGGGACCCUGAAGGACGUUCAGGAAGGAGGAUGGACGGACCUGUUCCUGGCUCCCCGCGAGGUGGAUCCAGCCAAGGACCAAUUCGAACGGCACUGUAUCCUGUCAGGCGACGAACAAGGAAUCCAGACCACGAUGAACUUCCAGUACAGGCCAUGGCACACCUAAAUUUGGGGGGACGACAUCGCCGUCGGCAAACAUUUGCUACUGUUUUGCCUACCUGGGGACAAAUUAAAAGGCUUGGUGGGGAAGGGCAAAAAAUCUUGCAGCGGACAGGGAAGGCUUGCACACCCGAAAAUUUGUUUUUGGCCAUGUGCGCUUUACUUACUGUAUCAUCCUCCGCUGAAGCGACAGAUGAUACCACCGCAGAACAACUGGAGUGAGCCAAUGGUAAAUCAUCAAUUGAUGGCCUGGGGAGAUGGCAGCAUUGCAGAUCCUCGUGUAGCACAUCAGAAAUUUCCUGAUCAUAUUCAAACACACUUAUGGAAAAUUGCAGCCGCGCUUAAGACUGUUAGAAUUUACAAUGGAACUUUUUCUGGCACAGCGAACUCUGCGUCAACUUAUAACUUCACUAUUUUUAAAGAAAUUAAUGUAACUGCUUGUGUACCUCUGCCAUAUCUAUUUCUGGUUGGGAACUUUAGUUUCUAUAAUGGAAUUAACUGUACCAGAUGUCGACUGUACUCUUGUAUUAAUAAUUCUAUAGAAUUUGAACCGGGAUAUUCUCUUAUGAUUUUGCAACAACGUUCUCACAUUUGGCUUCCGGUGAAUCUAGAACGGCCGUGGGCCCAAAAUCCCG